Lonchura striata (white-rumped munia) is the source of this 395-nucleotide messenger RNA. NCBI's taxonomy places the organism in Eukaryota, Metazoa, Chordata, Aves, Passeriformes, Estrildidae. The record is from RefSeq and is a predicted model, not a curated record.
CAUCUCUUCCUGCACGAGCAGCUCAGGUCACCCAGCACAGCACCAUGUGCUCCCGCCAGGACAAGGACCAGUGCCACCGGCAGCAGCGCCAGAGCAGCGGCGGCUGCCACAGCUCGGGGGGUGGCGGCUGCCACAGCUCCGGGGGCAGCUCCGGGGGCUGCCACAGCUCUGGUGGCAGCUCCGGCGGCUGCCACAGCUCGGGAGGUGGCGGCUGCCACAGCUCGGGAGGUGGCGGCUGCCACAGCUCCGGUGGUGGCGGCUGCCACAGCUCCGGUGGUGGCGGCUGCCACAGCUCCGGUGGUGGCGGCUGCCACGGGAAGCCGCAGAUGCAGGGCCAGCAGCAGCAGCAGCAGCAGCAGCAGGUGCUGCAGAUGCCCCAGCAGAAGAUGAAGUGA